CUGCAUUUCUUCGUUUUUAGUACAGCCUUAAGAGAAAACAAAAAAAUAAAAUUGUAUGUUCUAUCUUUUAGGUUAUAGGCAUCCAUCCCCCACCACAGUUGCAAGAACAGUCCGCAUACUUCACACACUUCUGGCGCUCAUCAGCAAGCAUCUGAAAUGUGACAAGUUUGAAGUAAACACCCAAAGUGUUGCCUAUUUGGCUGCUCUUCUGACAGUCUCUGAGGAAGUCCGAAGCCGCUGCAGCCUUAAGCACAGGAAGUCAUUGCUGCUCUCUGGCCUCUCCAUGGACACUGUCCCAAUGGAAACCUAUUCAAGCCACUUGGCUGAACCCAGCUGCAGAACCUUGCGGGAAAAUCAGCCGUGGACUUCACCAAAGGUAUCGGAGCGCUACCUUACCGCACACCACUAUCCCACCGUCGGCCAAAUCAGCCCCCGCACACGGAAGUCCAUGAGCCUGGAUAUGGGCCAACCUUCACAGGCCAACACCAAGAAACUCCUUGGUACGAGAAAGAGCUUUGAUCAUCUAAUAUCGGAUUCUAAAGCGCCAAAGAGGCCUGAAAUGGAGUCCGGCAUGACUACCCCACCAAAGAUGAGGCGCGUGGCGGAAACCGACUACGAGAUAGAGACCCAAAGAAUGGGCAACUCUCACCUCCGCAAGGUCUCUGUGUCAGAGUCUAACGUUCUUUUGGAUGAGGAGGUGUUGACUGAUCCAAAAAUUCAGGCUCUGCUUCUCACUGUGUUGGCCACCCAAGUCAAAUACAGUACUGAUGACUUUGACCAACGUAUAUUAUACGAAUACCUAGCCGAGGCAAGCGUUGUCUUCCCAAAGGUCUUUCCUGUGGUCCACAACCUUCUGGACUCAAAGAUCAACACGUUGCUGUCCAUGUGCCAGGACACCAACCUUUUGAACCCGGUGCACGGCAUUGUCCAGAAUGUAGUCUACCACGAAGAGUCGCCGCCACAGUACCAGCCCUCUUAUCUACAAAGCUUUGGCUUUAAUGGACUCUGGAGGUUUGCCGGCCCCUUCUCUAAGCAAACCCAGAUACCGGACUAUGCAGAGCUGAUUGUCAAGUUUCUGGAGGCCUUGGUUGAAAGCUACCUGCCCACAGCCGAAGAGGAGCGCAGCGAAGAACAGUUGCGCACGCCGACCUCCCCUUACCCACCCUCCAGUCAGUGUCAGCUCAGCAUCACAGCAAACCUCAACCUGUCCAACUCCAUGACCUCCCUGGCUACAUCGCAACACUCACCAGGUGUGGACAAGGAGAAUGUGCAGUUGUCUCCGAGCUCGGCCCUUUCAGCUGGAGGACGAAUGCGCCAUGGCUCAGCCUCCCAGGUGCAGAAGCAGCGCAGUGCUGGCAGCUUCAAGAGGUCGAGCAUCAAGAAGAUUGUAUGAGUGAGCGCGACAUAGACAAAACAAGGCCCUCUGAGCUGGGGCCCUCUAAGCCAGACAUCAUGCUGCACUUCUUAUCGUUUUACUGUUUGUUUUUUUGGGGGGGUUGGGA
Messenger RNA from Gadus chalcogrammus (walleye pollock), 1502 nucleotides. RefSeq names its product neurofibromin-like. The transcript is spliced from 10 exons. The record is from RefSeq and is a predicted model, not a curated record. The coding region runs from base 56 to 1393 and encodes 445 amino acids. NCBI's taxonomy places the organism in Eukaryota, Metazoa, Chordata, Actinopteri, Gadiformes, Gadidae.